Messenger RNA from Bipolaris zeicola 26-R-13, 1077 nucleotides. RefSeq lists its product as uncharacterized. The record is from RefSeq and is a predicted model, not a curated record. The transcript has 2 exons. NCBI's taxonomy places the organism in Eukaryota, Fungi, Ascomycota, Dothideomycetes, Pleosporales, Pleosporaceae. Gene Ontology annotation, cellular component: cytoplasmic exosome (RNase complex); nuclear exosome (RNase complex). The coding region runs from base 1 to 1077 and encodes 358 amino acids. Gene Ontology annotation, biological process: U5 snRNA 3'-end processing; nuclear mRNA surveillance; U1 snRNA 3'-end processing.
AUGGCGCCCCAGCACGCCCUCGUCAGCUUCUCCCCCGUAGAGCUGUUCUUUUUGCGCAGGGCCCUGACACAGACGCCCCCCAUCCGCCGCGAUGUCACCAAAGGGCCCAGCGACUUUCGCUCCAUGCGCGCAGAGUAUGACGUCUUGCCCACUGCAAACGGAAGUGCGCGCAUUGCCCUCGAGGACGGCACAGAGGCCCUUGUCGGCGUCAAGGCCGAGGUGGAAAAGACGAGCCAGCUGCCGACCCUGGGCGAGCCAGAAGAUGUAGACAUGGGCGACGGCGCCGACGAGAACACGGCCAAGGGCCAGAAUGCGUGGGUCGACAUAACCGUCGAGAUACCGGGCUUCCGAGAGGACGAUGCCCUGCCCGUGUUCCUCGCUUCAAUGCUCUCUGAGAGCCUGCUUGCGAGUGGCGAGCUCAAAGACCGGCUCUACAUCAACAGGCGCUUUCACUGGAAGCUCUACAUCGACAUCCUCAUGCUCUCGCCGCCCCUCUCCUACCCGCUUGCCAUGCUUUCCAUGACCUCCCACCUUGCCCUUCUUACCACACGCCUCCCCGCGCUCAAGUCGGAAAAGGACGAGGAUCCGCUCUUUGACGACGACUGGGACGCAGCCGUUCCCCUGUACCCCAAGCAGGCAGGAACAAACAAGACUUCGCCUCAACUAGGGAAGCCACCCGUCAUCGUACUAGCCAUGGCCGUUGGCGCAAACAUCAUCUUCGACCCGGCCCCGGAGGAGCUAGCAGUCGCAGACGCUGUCCUUGCCGUUGCAUGCACAAAUUCGACAAACUCCGCUACGGGUGCGCGCAUCGUCUCGAUACGCACCAUUGACCCUCCUUCCCAUCUUACACCACCAGGUGUGCCCAACUCGAUGAACACUGCCACUGGCGGUACUGCUCCCACGUCGACUGCCGACGCCCUUACGCAGCGCGAGCUGCUGGCGACAUCAGGCGUAUGGACACCACCUCGGGGCGGCAUGAAGAGAAGUUUGAUUGCGCAGGUGACCAAGAUGGUAGUAGAGAAUGGCGGGGUUGCUGAAGAGGUCAUUGGCGCAUUGGCAGCCAUUGAAGUUGGCUGA